AUGUCAGAUAUUGCAAAUCACAGUGUCCACCUCCCCGAUCGUCUAUUAGAGGAGAUCAAGAUAAAACUGCAAUACGCUCGGCUAGAUGAGGGCAUGGCAGAGGUGGAGUGGAAUGACCUUGAGAUAGGACAUGCCAAUUUCAAAAGACUGGUGGAAUACUGGCGCGAUGAGUACGACUGGCGCAAGUUCGAGGCCUAUGUCAACAACUCCUUUCACCACUUUCUGACUCCCCUCCCAGUAAGUGGGUUUGAGGAUAUUAACCUUCAUUUUCUUCACCAUCGAUCUUCAAGACCCGGGGCUAUACCAUUGAUCUUUGUCCACGGCUGGCCUGGGUCCUUUCUAGAAGCCUGCAAAAUUAUUCUAUUCUCUUACACGAAGAAGAGCGGUUUCGGUCUCGAGCAACACGCAGAAUGUCUAGCCCGCUUGAUGAAAAAACUUGGAUACCACCAAUAUGUGUGCCAGGGGGGUGAUUGGGGCUCAUCGAUUGUGCGCUACAUGGCGCUGAACCACUCCAACGCAGUGCGGGCCAUCCACAUCAAUAUGUUGCUGGCCUUGCCCCCGGAUGAGCAUAAGUCACCGGAAAAGUACGCCAGAUACAGCCGAAAUGAGUAUAGCGAGCAAGAAAUCUGCAACUUGGAGCGGACACAUUGGUUUUCGACCGAAGAGAGAGGCUAUCAACGCAUCCAAGAGACUAAGCCAGUCACACUGGGAUAUGCCUUGCAUGAUUCACCGGUGGCUAUUCUGGCCUGGUUUGUCGGCAAGCUGAGCGCAUGGACGGAUGAGUAUCCUUGGACACCCGACGAGCUCAUCCACUGGUCACUCAUUCACUAUCAGGGAAGUCCCAGUGCGGCCAUGCAGAUCUAUAAAGAGGCGUCUGCUGUGUUGAACGCGAGCCCGGAUAGUAUGCUCGGCCAAUAUAUUUGUCAGCCUGUCGGCGCCUCUGUCUUUCCCAAGGAGCUGUGGGUUGCACCACGAGACUGGGUGGAGGAAGCGUGCAACGUCCAAUUCUGGAGACAUCACAGACGUGGUGGUCAUUUUGCUGCCUGGGAAUGUCCCCAGGCGCUGGUGGACGACGUAGCGGAAUUCUACCGAGAGGACGGACCGGUAUUCGGUGGUAGAAGAAAGUCGCCCAUCACCUAG
Aspergillus brunneoviolaceus CBS 621.78 is the source of this 1140-nucleotide messenger RNA. RefSeq names its product epoxide hydrolase. The transcript is spliced from 7 exons. Gene Ontology annotation, biological process: epoxide metabolic process. The coding region runs from base 1 to 1140 and encodes 379 amino acids. Gene Ontology annotation, molecular function: epoxide hydrolase activity. The record is from RefSeq and is a predicted model, not a curated record. NCBI's taxonomy places the organism in Eukaryota, Fungi, Ascomycota, Eurotiomycetes, Eurotiales, Aspergillaceae.